This is a messenger RNA of Schistosoma turkestanicum, 1319 nucleotides long. The record is from the annotation of a GenBank genome assembly. NCBI's taxonomy places the organism in Eukaryota, Metazoa, Platyhelminthes, Trematoda, Strigeidida, Schistosomatidae.
GAAAGGACGAGCGCUCUGAAGACUAUUGUUAUGCGGAAAACUCCGUACGACAAAAAUGCUCCAAGAAGACCUCUUUCAGCAUUUAUGUUGUUCAUGAAAAAGCGUAGAGAGGAAUCUGAAUAUAUUGCCUCAAAACCAUUUUCGGAGAGAAAUCGUAUUAUUUCUACUGAAUGGGCUGCUUUAUCUGCUGAAGAGAAACAAAUAUAUACUGACCAAGCUGCUGAAGCUCGUGAGUCGUAUAAAAAAUUGUUUGCUGAAUACAAAACUACUGAUAACUACAAAAAGUGGUUAGCUUCCAAUGAAAUGAUCAAUACCAAUGGAUCUAAAGCUGGUUGUAAACGACCAGUAAAACAAAUGUCACAUAAUAAAAAUAAUAAUAAUAAUAUAGAAGAAGACUGUAAAAUUUCAAUAUUUACUCAUGAAUUUUUGGAAUACAAUAGACUACGUGAAGUUAUCUUGCGUCAAUUGAAAAAGCAGGUAUCACAACUUGAAGAAGAAACCGCUCUACUGAGUAAACAUGUGGAAAAUCUUGUCAAUGCUGAGAAUCGGACAAAAUUGCAAAUUAACACAACAAAAGAAUUGUUAACUAAUGAAGAAAAUCUAUUAAAACAGCUGUGUAAAGAGUUGACAGUUGCUUUAAGCGAUGUUACUUUGCCCAAUAAUACAUCGGAUAUAAGUUUAAAAGGUGUUGAACGUAUCACUGAAACUAGUGUAGAAUCUUUUCUUUCCAGAUUAGAGAAUUUAAAAACUUCUUCAUCUUAUACAGAAUUAUCUACAAAAAUUAUACAAUUAAUUCAUUUAGCUUGUCAAAAGAAAACUAUCAAAUUAUUAACUUGUGAAGUAAAUUAAUAACAAUGAUUUAAGCUUAGAAAAGAUAAUAAUAUAAUGUAAUAGAUAUUUUUUUCCUUAUUUGUAUGAUUCUUCAAAUAUAUAUCUGCAUGCAUGUACAAAAAAAAUUAAACUAUGUAACAAUGUUUCGUCUCUAUUGUCAACAUACAAAUUACUACUGGUGUGUGUGUGUAUCAUUUUCAAUUUUCCAUCUAAUUAAUUUAUCAUUCACCCCAUGGACGUUUUACUCGUUUAUUCUUCCAUUCAGUUUUACCGGUAGUUUCGGAAAUUUUUUUAUAAAAUUCUAAAACAUACGCUUCAUCUAAAUUAUGUGAAUGUGAUUGUAAUCGUUUUUUUUCAAGAGUAUAAUACCAUGUAUAUGCAACAGCAUAAGCUGAAACUACCAUUGUUCCAAUGAAUGGUACUGUACGUACCCAUACAGGAUAAUUAGCCAUGUGUUUAGAUCAUUUGAAGAGAAAUGAAAAAUGUCU